Messenger RNA from Nematolebias whitei (Rio pearlfish), 1174 nucleotides. RefSeq names its product pleckstrin homology domain containing, family F (with FYVE domain) member 1 (gene plekhf1). The coding region runs from base 54 to 860 and encodes 268 amino acids. The transcript has 2 exons. Lineage: Eukaryota; Metazoa; Chordata; Actinopteri; Cyprinodontiformes; Rivulidae. Gene Ontology annotation, molecular function: phosphatidylinositol binding; metal ion binding. The record is from RefSeq and is a predicted model, not a curated record.
ACCUCUGACUGCAGUAGUGUGAACACUCCUCCUGUUGGUUUGAAGUUGAGGUCAUGGCACUGCUGACUUUUGCUGAGGAGAACCGUGAGCGGAUCCGGGCUGUGGAGAGCUCGUUCGGGUCGGCGGGAAAGCCCCUGUACCAGGAUGGUCGGAUUCUGAUCGGAGAGGGCAAGCUGAUGAAGCAGAGCCGCCGGGGCCAGCAGCCCAAAGUGUUCUUCCUCUUCAGUGACAUACUGGUGUACGGCAGCAUCAUUCUGAAUGGCCGCUGGUACACUAAGCAGCAGAUCAUUCCUUUAGAGGCCGUCCAGCUGGACGAAUCCAAGGACAGGAACCAGUGGCUGAUCCGCACACCACGCAAGUCCUUCUUCGUGGCAGCCGCCUGCCAAGAGGAGAAGCAAGCGUGGAUUGAGCACAUGACAGACUGUCAGUCCAAACUUCUGCAGAGCGGCAACCACAUCCUCGGGUCCAACUUUGCCGUCACCUGGGUCCCGGAUGACUCCUCCCACUCCUGCAUGCGCUGCUCCUUCAAGUUCACGAUGGCCCAUCGUCGACACCACUGCAGGAGCUGCGGCUACUUGGUCUGCGGGGCGUGCUCCAAGAACCGAGUGGUGAUCGAGCACAUCCACCCAACGAAGCCGGUCAGAAUCUGCAAACAGUGUCACAAGGAGCUUGUGGACCAAGAGUUAGUGGCCCCUGACACGAUUCGUGAGCGAGGGAACAGCGAUGGCAGGCUGAGCUCAGAUGAAGACGGGGUGGAGGGGUACAGUGUAGACGAGGAGACAAGGGAGGAUGAGGAGGAUCAGGAGAUGAGCUCUUGGUCCCCCUAUGUCUACCUCAACCCACAGCACUUUAGGCCAUGAACAGAAGACACCUGGGGCUUCCUCCAACUCACCUUAAUGCUGACCCCUGAUCCUCUGGUGUCAGUAACGUCCCAAAUGACCCACCUCAUCUGACCCAGGAGAAGUUGUUGCAGUUCCCUGCUUUGUGCACUAUGAGCCACUUUUAAGCAAUUCUCAGACACAAAACAAGUAUUUUUAUAUAAUGUAUUUAUUAAUGUGUGCAAUAUGUACUUGUGUUGAAUUCUAACCGCUGUGAAGAUCUCUGUUUCAUCCUGUUCUCAAUGAAGUUGAUUUUUUGUAGCAAACUUAUAAUGUUCUACAAUGUUUUGUUUUUU